Molecule: messenger RNA, 525 nt
Organism: Perkinsus marinus ATCC 50983
Lineage: Eukaryota; Perkinsozoa; Perkinsida; Perkinsidae
Exons: 5
Coding region: 1-525 (174 amino acids)
Source: RefSeq, a predicted model, not a curated record
AUGGAUCAGUACGCGACUGAGAUUAUCUACGUCAUUUCAGAGGAUCCUCUCACUCGGAAAGAGCUUGCCAAGACUCUCAGUACUCGUCUGGUGUCCAAGCGGACCGCGUUCCGGUCGAGAUUAUGUUGUGCAGAGAAGGCUCGUCUUGGAGUUGAGCAUCACUACUGGAUGGAGGAUAUGGGUGAUGCAUUCGAUGUCUUUGAUGUCAUUAGCAAAGUUGACGGAGAUACAAUUCGGCCGUUAUACUCUGACAGUGCAUCAGUCACGCCGGUGGAAGCCCUACUUGAGAACUCUGUUCAGCAGCCCUUCGAGAAGUCCCUUCCACCAUGGCGCGUGUUUAUGGUAAAUGAGCGUGUGGAAGUAGCUCAGCGAGUCCUCACUCGCACAAGUCUCAUAUUUAACUUGCAUCACGUACUUGGUGACGGCUUCACCUUGAUGAAUGCGCUUUUGGAUAUGACCAUGCCGAGUGUGAAUGAUUGCGAUGGUUAUUAUCUUGGAUCUGCAUGCUUCCUUUUGCCCUGUUAG